Molecule: messenger RNA, 695 nt
Organism: Molossus molossus (Pallas's mastiff bat)
Lineage: Eukaryota; Metazoa; Chordata; Mammalia; Chiroptera; Molossidae
Gene: B2M
Product: beta-2-microglobulin
Exons: 4
Coding region: 65-421 (118 amino acids)
Biological process (GO): antigen processing and presentation of exogenous peptide antigen via MHC class II; peptide antigen assembly with MHC class II protein complex; positive regulation of T cell activation
Cellular component (GO): MHC class I protein complex; MHC class II protein complex
Molecular function (GO): MHC class II protein complex binding
Source: RefSeq, a predicted model, not a curated record
GCGGAAUAAAAGCCGAAGCGCGGGGUCAGGAGCGCACUUCCUCGGCUGCAGCGCUGUGGUAGCGAUGUCUCUCCCCGUGACACUGGUCCUGCUGGGGCUGCUCGCUGUGUCAGGCCUGGACGCCAUCCAGCGUACUCCAAAAGUUCAGGUUUACUCACGGCAUCCAGCAGAGAAUGGAAAGCCCAAUUUCCUGAACUGCUUCGUAUCUGGGUUCCAUCCACCCCAGAUUGAAAUUGAUUUGCUGAAAAAUGGAGAUAAGAUGAAGGUGGAGAUGUCAGACCUGUCUUUCCACAAGGACUGGUCUUUCUAUCUUCUGGUGCAUGCAAAUUUCACUCCCAGUGCAACAGAUGAGUAUAGCUGCGUUGUGAAGCAUGUGACUCUCAAUGAGCCCAAGAAAGUUAAGUGGGAUAAGUACAAUUAAUUGGCACCAUGGAGGUCUGAAGAUGCCUCAUUUGGAUUGGACUAAUUCCAAAUUAUAUUUUCUGUCUUUUUAAUGCUCCUAUUACUAUCAUGUGUAUGCAAAGAAACUAAGAAGCCAUAUUAAUGUCAAUACGAAUUUUACUUUUGGUUCUAUGACCUAUGUAGGCAGGUGGCUCAGAGAUAGGAAGGGGAGAGAGUCUCAUGCCCAAUAUUUACAUUAUGAAAAAUGAUGUUUUUGCUUCACUAAAUAAAAUCUGUGUGGUCAGAUUCUUAGA